AUGACCUCAAAUAACUACAGGUCCAUCCGAGCCAAACAAACCCCAAAUACAAUCACAGUGUACCAAGCAUAUUCCCCGGAGAUAGCCGGGCCAGCAAUCAAAGCCCAAACAUUCGUCCCUCCAUUUUCACGGGAGAGAAUGACCUGGAUUAAACCCUCCUUCCUAUGGAUGGCGUACCGUUCAGGCUGGGCAACAAAGGUCCGACAGGAGCGUGUCCUGGCGAUAGAGAUUACCCGCGAGGGAUUCGAAUGGGCGUUGCACCAUUCCUGCUUGAGUCACUAUACGCCUGGGGAGGAGACUAGUCAGGAGGAGUGGCAGAAGAAACUGCGUGCCAGUCCAGUCCGCGUCCAGUGGGAUCCCGAGCGAAAUAUUUCAAUGCAGUCUUUGGAUUAUCGGAGUAUUCAGAUUGGGUUGAGUGGGGAGGCUGUUGGGAGAUAUAUUGAUGAGUGGAUUGUUUCCAUUACUGAUGUGACUGCUACUAUGAGGCAGAUUGAUGGGUAUCUUAAGGAUGGGAAUGUUGAUGCUGCUAGGUAUUGUGUACCUGAAGAGACUCCGUGUGAUUUGCCUGAAGAUUUACGGAAGCAUCUUAGAAUGAGAUAA
Penicillium concentricum is the source of this 600-nucleotide messenger RNA. Its product is annotated as DUF4291 domain-containing protein. Lineage: Eukaryota; Fungi; Ascomycota; Eurotiomycetes; Eurotiales; Aspergillaceae. The transcript has a single exon. The coding region runs from base 1 to 600 and encodes 199 amino acids. The record is from RefSeq and is a predicted model, not a curated record.